Lucilia cuprina (Australian sheep blowfly) is the source of this 669-nucleotide messenger RNA. RefSeq lists its product as uncharacterized. The transcript has a single exon. Lineage: Eukaryota; Metazoa; Arthropoda; Insecta; Diptera; Calliphoridae. The record is from RefSeq and is a predicted model, not a curated record. Bases 1 to 669 code for a protein of 222 amino acids.
AUGAGAAUUUUUGGUUGUCGCGCGUAUGAGCUGUUACCUAAAGAAAAACGUUCCAAGUUUGAUCCUAAGUGUACGGAGAUGGUGUUUAUUGGAUAUGCUGUUAACGGUUAUCGACUGUGGAACCCCGUAAAUAAACAGAUCGUUGUGGCUAGAAAUGUAAAAUUUGAUGAAAGCAAUUUCCCAGCAAAAGUAAUGUCUCAAACUAAAGCAAAAAACGAUGGUGAUGAAGAAUCGAAAAAUAAGGAAGAUAUACUUGUUGUUAAAAGAUUUAAAGUGCCAGUUGCAGAAGGGGAAGAAGAAGCCGAUUCCAUUUUAGAAAUGGAACUCUUUGAAGGCUUCGAUGACGACAAUGUUGACCCCGACGAUGGUGACACGACAAUCACUGAAAACGGUCAUGCUGUUGAUAGAAGUGAUGCUGUUAAUGAAGACAGUCAUGCCGUUGGUGAGGGUGACGCUGGUGAUGCGUGCAACGAUGCAGAAAUUAAUGUAAAUGAUGAUGAUGAAGAAGAAGCAGUUGCGCUCCGGCAGCAAACAAAUUUGGCAGGUCAAAGGCAAAGUUGCCGUGAGCGCAGAGCCCCAGGCAAGUUAACAUAUAAUACUUAUUUUGAUCAGAUAAAUCUGUCCAAAGUAAUUCUUUCAGCUGAACCUGCUUGUUUUAAUGAAAUUUAG